AUGGCUAAGCGGAAGCCAGCAGUAGUCGCGCCGAGGAGAACAUCACCGCGAAAGGCGACGGCCCAAAAAGUACCAUCACCAUCACCAUCACCUUCAGUUGACGACGACAAUGACGAUGAAAAUGAUAUAGUUGAGGAGGACAUUGAAGAGGAGGAUGAGGAGGAAGACGAAGUGAGCAGUGGAAGCUUCGAGUUUGACGAUGAAGAGGACGAUGGUGAUGAUGAGGAAGAAGAGGAGGAAGAUGAAGAGGAAGAGGAAGAGGAUGACAGCGACCAGGACGAAGAAGAAAAAGAGGCGCAGACGCGACCAGACAUCACCAAAAAGGUCCUUUUCAAAGACGAGGAAGUUCAAGAAGGUGAAGAAGAAGGUGAUGAUGAUGAUGAUGAUGAUCAACAACAACAAAUUGAAGAGGACAAUGAGGAUGAGGACGAGGACGACGACGAGUCCAUCAACCACAGCGACAUGCUGAAGAAGCUGCUGAAGAACUCAAAGUACGCCGACCUGGCGGACGGCAGCUCUGAAAGUGGAAAGUUCAAGUGGCAGGCAAAGCGGACCGGCGUCGGCCAGGAGGUCUCCGAGCUGGCGAUGGCCAAGGACGCCAAGUCGAGGCUCCGCCUCUCCACACUGCUCAAGGUGAGCAAAAACUCCGAGGCGAAGCGAAAGAUGCGCAACUUCGAGGAGAAGGCGGUGAUGGAGGCGCCGCUGAAGAAGCCACUCGCUCAAAAGGCGGCUCGACGCGUCAACUUCGAGGCCGUCAGCGCGGAGAUCACCAAAUACGAUCCUAUUGUGCGGGAGNAACUCCGAGGCGAAGCGAAAGAUGCGCAACUUCGAGGAGAAGGCGGUGAUGGAGGCGCCGCUGAAGAAGCCCCUGGCGCAGAAGGCGGCUCGCCGCGUCAACUUUGA
Rhagoletis zephyria (snowberry fruit fly) is the source of this 903-nucleotide messenger RNA. NCBI's taxonomy places the organism in Eukaryota, Metazoa, Arthropoda, Insecta, Diptera, Tephritidae. The record is from RefSeq and is a predicted model, not a curated record.